CUCUCUUUUGUCUUGGGCAUUCCGAUUCCGUUAUUAUGUCAUUAUCUAAAUUGUUAAUUGAGAAGGGAUAAAAAGCAGGUCCAUUUAUAAAUUAAAAAGAAGCAAGACUUGGGUGGAGUUAUGACGGGGGAAGUGAAGCUGCCUCUGCGCGCUGGACGGGAACAACAACAGCAGCAGCAGCCGCUAAACUCACCAUCUUCAUCUUCAUCCUCAUCCACAUCAACCGAUAAGCGACGCAGGCGGCGCAACAUGUCGAAGCUCUCACCAGGACUGAAGGCGCUGAUCAACGCGCCAUUUGCGAGGCCCGGGCCGUGCAGGGUCGCAAAGGGCGCUGCGUCGGCGGUGAUGGGGGAGGUGUUUCGGGGCAUUGCGCGGGAGGCGAGGGGGAAGGGCGUUGGCGCGAGAGCCUGGCUGGCGAUUUCUGCUGCUGCUACCUUCACGCUCAACUCGCCUGACGCGCUCUCCAUCCUCCACGGCAUCGCCACAGCCGAACGAGGAGGCUCUCCAGCAGCCGAGGUGCGCACCGCGGAAUUCAUCCGCGAGGUCGGCCUCAAGUGCAUCUCCUUCAACGGCAUCCCGCGCACCAUCAACUGCCUCAACGCCUUCCACGCGUCUCUCCCGGAGCACGUCACGGCAGCGCUGGGCAGGGAGCCGUCGCGCACGCUGAAGGCGGACAACGUGGAGGGCGUGAAAGCCCGGGGCAGAGGGCUGUGGGAUUCGAUCUACGCGCCGUUUGAGGACAAGCUGGUUGAGAAGCUGGGCGUGUCGCAUCCGGAUCUGCCCGUGGUGAUUCUGAAUUGCCAUUACGGCCCGCUGCUGUCUGAUCCGGAGGGGGGCCAGACGAAGAGGGGGCUGGGGAGGGUCAUGACGAGCUUGGUGGCGGUGGCGGCCUUGAGGGCGCAGACGGGCGUUGGGCCGCAGGUUUUGUCGCAUGUGUUUGGGCUGAGGAAGGCGGUUGAUGAUGGGACGUUUCGGGAUGAUUUGGAGGUUGAAGGUGCGGGGAGGGAGGAGAGUGAGAGCGAGGAAGGGGUGAGGUGGUUGGCUGGGGAUGAGGGAGGAGAGUGGAUGUUGAAGGCUGUAGAUAGGAUUGUGGAUGGAUUGGGAGGAAGUAAUUUUGGAGCGAAGCUAUGAAUGGCGAUUAUGAUGCUUUUGUAAUGAGAUGUAGAUUUGAAUACUGUUAGUCUUACUUUUUACAAAUAUACACGUAGACAAGUUGUAUAUCAGGACGGAAU
Molecule: messenger RNA, 1232 nt
Organism: Trichoderma asperellum CBS 433.97
Lineage: Eukaryota; Fungi; Ascomycota; Sordariomycetes; Hypocreales; Hypocreaceae
Source: RefSeq, a predicted model, not a curated record